AUGACAAACAAGUUAGGCCCGGCCCAACAACAACAGCAGCCAGGGCUUAUCAAAGUCAAAAUCAACUCUCCUUCGAAUCUGAUUCCUUUCAAUUGCAUCUCUCUCACUAAGAGUAUACUUCCAAAUUAUUUUGUUUCACCCACAAAUCUCCCAAUCCAUCUAUCAUUUUCUGGUUCACAUCUAAAGACAGCAGAUCAAAGCUUUGGCUCUGCUAUUCCCACAAACUUGUCAUUCAAUUCUAAUAGAUUGGGAAAAUUGCAUCUUUCUACCUCUAGAAAGCCAGUAACAGUUCGAGCUUCCUACAGUGAUGGUGAAAGGCCAAGCGGUGCAAGCAUCUUUGUUGGAGGUUUUAUUUUGGGAGGACUUGUGGUUGGUGCACUUGGAUGUGUAUUUGCUCCUCAGAUCAGCAAGGCACUAGCUGGAGCUGAUAGAAAGGAUCUGAUGAAGAGAUUGCCUAAAUUCAUAUAUGAUGAAGAAAAAGCUUUGGAGAAAACACGGAAGAUACUGACUGAGAAGAUUGCUCAGCUGAACUCAGCCAUUGAUGAUGUAUCUGCGCAGCUUCAAUCGGAAGAUGCCCCGAAUGGAGUUGCUGUGAACUCUGAUGAAAUUGAAUCUGCCAUAUGGAUGAACUAGUUCGCUAUAUUAUUCAGAUUCUGGUUUAACACUUUAAACUCGUAAUGUUAUCCUUGAUAUGAAAUAAUAUGUGAAUCUAUUGUAAUCUUCCCGUUUUCCGGUAAGCACUGUAACUCAGUCUCUUCAAUAUGUUUUACACUACCCA
Hibiscus syriacus is the source of this 778-nucleotide messenger RNA. RefSeq lists its product as uncharacterized. The coding region runs from base 1 to 633 and encodes 210 amino acids. Lineage: Eukaryota; Viridiplantae; Streptophyta; Magnoliopsida; Malvales; Malvaceae. The record is from RefSeq and is a predicted model, not a curated record. Gene Ontology annotation, cellular component: chloroplast thylakoid membrane; chloroplast inner membrane. The transcript has 6 exons.